AUGGCACAUAGGCGGUCUGGUAUGGGGCCCGGUAUCCCCCUCAUGGAAUAUGAGUCCCCAGUUCCAUACUCACAGUUUGAACGGCUCAGUCUGGGCACGUUCAACGGUCCUGGGGCACUCUCUUCCAGACAAACGCAGUCCCCAUAUCUCCAAGGUCACCGCUUGACUCAUCUUCCUAUGGCAAGGCCUGCUUUCAAUGGUCCUGCACACUUUCCGGUUGGGACACCAACUCCUACACCUCCUAAUAUGCAGUUUCAGCUUGGUACAAAUCCUUUCUAUUCGGCGCCCUAUGAUCAGUCCAGAUCAAGAAUCCCCCAGACUGCGCCUCCCGUGUCGAGUCGUACUCAAGGUGUACCCAUGUACUAUUUGCCUAGAGAAGAAGUUGAGGCCCCUCAGGGAUCUCAGCGCCUCUCAGAGCUAGAUAGGAGCUUCGAAACAGUUGCUUUACCCAGCGAGAUGCCGCUUGGAAGCUACGUACAUCUCAGAGAUCCGCCGCAGUGGGGUGUGAUCAAGAUAUCAAACAUUCCAUAUUCCAUCACCAAGCAGGAGAUCGUGCAGUUUGUUGGCAGGCAGGCACGCCUCCUUUCGUCUGACAAGGGUUGUCCGAUUCAUAUAAUCAUGGAACGCUCUACUGCUAAGACUAUGGACUGCUACGUUGAGUUUGAAUCUCUCACGAAUGCCGAGGAAACAGCCAAUCGCAUCAAUAGAAUAUACGAGACUGGUCGUCCUCCCCGUCUGGGUAAUAGACAUGUGGAUGUUGAAUUGAGCAGCCAAGACGAUUUGCUAAAGGACCUUUUUCCGCGGGCCAAGUGUGUCGUGUGGAAGAAUGGUGUUCCUUUUGCCAUGUUCAAUACCGACCCUUGUUCCACUGGCUUUGCCGGUUUUCUCACUAGCGAGGAAAUUGUUGGUGCCAUCAGGCACGCGGAGAUUCCGCAUCGUUCGCCAUUCUGUGCAAAGUGUCCCCAGCGUACUUACGAAUCCACAGUCAGUACGCUCUACAAGUUCCCGUGGUAUGCGACUAAGCUGUACACCGUUCAUGAACGCAACCAGCUAUUUGAGUUGGUCAAUCGUCACAUUCUCUCGCUUGUUUCUAGAAUGAAAAAAGCAAACAUCAUUGGUCUUGACAAUAGACUACUACGAGAACUUCUCUAUGUCGGGCUGAAUUGUCCAGCAUUCAAUGAACGCCAGAAGUAUACUCUUUGUGUCAAUUCCGAAGACAUGACGGAGAUUGUCCGGUUUCCUGAAGCCGGAAAAUGGCACCCUUUCGAUUCCCUGGUCAGGAUUCCAUUUUUUAGCAGCAUGGCAAAUCUGUAUUACUCACAGUUGAUCUCAAGGGGUACUAUUCCCGACGAAGAGGUGCCAGGAUUACCAAACAACUUUCCCUUCCACAACAUGGACUUGUAUUCCCAGGCUCCAUAUGGCCCGAUCUGGUUCGAAUGGGAAGAGGAAACAGCGAAAGAUAUGUCCUGGGAAGAUGCAGUGCGACAAGAAAUGAUUAUUCUCUGCAACCUUGUCCUUACUGGCUGGAGGGCCCAUGAGAAAGAGCAAGUCUUUACAGGUAGAGCUGAACAACUCUUUUCCUCGGACAAUCGUGUUGUUCAACCCAACGAGUCUCUUCACUCUACCAGCACCUCCCAGUCUAGCGUUCUCACCGAUUCCAAAUCGAGAGUUGAUGUCUUCGUCACACCCGCUCGUCGUGCUAGCAUGGCUGCGAAUAAUGACAGUCCUUUUGCCAACCCCGUCUCUUGGGAUCAGAGAUUUCUUCUGAAUCCUUCUGCGAAAACUAGAGGCGGGUUUCAAGGUCAUCGGAUCACUCAAUCAACCCCAGCUUACUUCCCUUCUUCCGAGCAGAAGUAA
Aspergillus affinis is the source of this 1857-nucleotide messenger RNA. RefSeq lists its product as uncharacterized. Gene Ontology annotation, molecular function: nucleic acid binding. Lineage: Eukaryota; Fungi; Ascomycota; Eurotiomycetes; Eurotiales; Aspergillaceae. The coding region runs from base 1 to 1857 and encodes 618 amino acids. The transcript has 5 exons. The record is from RefSeq and is a predicted model, not a curated record.